UUCCCAUAGGCAAGCACGAGGUGGGGGCGCGGCUGCUCCUGCACGCUCCCCGACUGCCCGCCGGGCUGGUUCUGCGCAGGCUCACAGGAAGCGCCGGCUAACUCUUGCUUCCGGCGAGGGUUUUCUCUGGCGUCCGCGGCGUGGGGACCCGCCAACUCUGCGGCCGGGCUGUAGCCACCCGUGGGGUCGGUGCGCCCUUCGCUCCCAGGGCAAUUGGAAGAGGUACAUGAGCAUCCUGCCUCUCCCUUCUGCUAUUUCCUCCUGACUUUCUGCAAUCUUGGGUUCUGGGAACCUGAGUUUCGGGGACUGUGAAGUUUUGGUUACCGUGGCAACCGCCACCACGCCAGUCUGAGUCUUGGAGAACCUCAGAAGGAUUUGCGUUCCUUACCAUACGUGGUGGGUCGAUUUCACAUUCAGGCGUUAUUUCAAGCUUUUGCGGCGAACGGUUGAGUUUGCUUUUUUAAAAGGCUUAAUCUGGAUUGAAGGCUGAGGAGCAAAAUUUGAGGCAGCUCUUGGGAGACGGCCCAGCAGGUAAUAGCCACUACCGUCAAGCCAAUUUUGACUAGAUAUGAGCGAUUUCGGGGAAGAAUUGACAAAGCUUGCUGUGGCAGAGAAUGGCAAGAGAGAAACUUCUGUGUUCUCUAAUCCAGGAAUGCACUUCCCGUGGCUUCAGAAUCGUGUAGAAACUGUAGUGACUGGAGGGAAGAGGAAGAGGGAUUUUACUCAGACGACAAGCGCGUGUUUAAGCUUUAUCCACGAAGCCCUGCUGAAGCACCAGUGGCAGCGGGCUGCGGAGUACAUGCACAGUUACCUACAGACCCUGGAGGAUUCCGACACCUACAAGAGGCAGGCUGCCCCUGAGAUCAUUUGGAAGCUUGGAAGUGAAAUUCUAUUUUAUCACCCCAGAAGCAAUGUGGAGACUUUUAAUAGCUUUGCCGACCGGAUGAAAAAUAUUGGUGUCUUGAAUUAUUUAAAGAUCUCCUUACAACAUGCAUUGUAUCUUUUACAUCACGGAAUGCUUGAGGAUGCAAAUAGAAAUCUCAGCGAUGCAGAGACAUGGAGAUAUGGGGAAAAGUCGUCCUCUCAGGAAGUGUUGAUCAACCUUGUUCAGGCCUACAAAGGGCUUUUACAGUACUACACUUGGUCCAAAAAGAAGAUGGAGCUGUCAGAGCUUGAUGAGGAUGAUUAUGCUUAUACGGCAAAAACCCAAAACAUGCUCAGCCAGAGCUGCAAGACGUCUGCAAGUAUCAGUGCACUGCUUAAAACUCCUGGGGUUUGGGAUCCUUUUGUGAAGAGUUAUGUGGAGAUGCUAGAAUUCUACGGUGAUCAAGACGGAGCCCGAGAGAUACUCACCAAUUAUGCGUAUGAUGAAAAGUUCCCCUCAAACCCCAAUGCCCACAUCUACUUAUACGAAUUUCUCAAGAGAGAGAAGGCACCGAGAGCGAAACUGAUAAGUGUUCUUAAGAUUUUACAUGAGAUUGUGCCAUCUCAUCCACUAAUGUUAGAAUUCCAUAUGUUGCUUAGGAAAUCAGAGACAGAAGAACACCGGAAGCUGGGCUUGGCUGUGCUGUUUGAAGUCCUGGAUUUUGCUGGAUGCACUAAGAACAUAACUGCCUGGAAAUACCUAGCACAGUAUCUGAAGCAGACACUAAUGGAAAGCCGUCCGGCGUGGGUGGAAGAAGAGUGGAAAUCUAGGAGAAGCUGGUGGCCGGCCUUUCACUUCAGCUUCUUCUGGGCAAAGAGCGACUGGAAGGCAGACACUGGCUUGGCUUGUGAGAAAGCGUUUGUAGCGGGAAUCCUUUUAGGAAAAGAUUGUAGAUAUUUUCGGUAUAUUUUAAAACAAGGUCAUGAAACCUUGAAGAAGAAAAUAAAGCGGAUGAAGAAGUCUGUGAAAAAAUAUAGUAUUGUAAAUCCAGAUGUUUGCACCUAGAUUGCUUGCCUACAUGCUGGUAAUGGGAUGUAUGCCUAACCACCUCUGAGAAUUAUUUUGAAGAUUGGGAGAUGAGGUGUGAGAAGAUGCUCUGUAGACUGGUGCAUGGUAUGCACACAGGAGCUGCUUUCCAUCAUCAGGUUCAUCCGUUCAAGAGAGGAUCCUGGCCUACACAUGGACUGCAGAGAGACCGUAAGCCACAGGAGGACUGUAGCUCAGGAGGUGACCUCAUUUGGAGAUGUCUGCACGUAAAUAAAAUAAGGUCGUGUUAGUGGGCCUUAACCCAAAUGGCUUGUGUUCUCAUAAACAGAUGUGCACACAGGAAACGGCAUCUGCGCAUGAGGCAGCACUUGGAGCAGCACAGCACUGCUCAGCCACAGCUGCAGAGGAUGGCUUGAGAACCACCACAAGCUGCUCCCACAGCCCUCAGAAGGAACCAGCCCUGCCAGCACCAUGACUCCAGGGCCAUCAGAGCUGAGAGACAAUAAGUCUUCUCUUGAGAACCUUUCAGUUUGUGUACCUUUUGUACAGCAGUCCAGGCAAACUAACACAGUAAUUUACAAAUGUGUUUUUCAAAGAUGGGUGCUGAGGGGCCACAGUAGCACCAUGGCUAGGCUUCUCCUGGACCUCGCCUCCACUAGGCCUGGGUUUUAAUGUAGCUUCAGUAUCCGUUUCUGCACCCUGUUAAAGCAGGAAGAGGAGCCUCAACCAGUCAUGUUCAGCAUGACCUCAUCCCCUCCUGGCUGCCUGUAAAAGGAGUCUGCAAGCUCCAUUUGGGGUCACUGCCAUUUUGUUGUCUGGCUGACAGACCCCUGCAUGCUGGAAUAAACAAUGCUCUUGUUGAUUGCA
This is a messenger RNA of Peromyscus maniculatus bairdii (prairie deer mouse), 2779 nucleotides long. RefSeq names its product TATA-box binding protein associated factor, RNA polymerase I subunit A (gene Taf1a). NCBI's taxonomy places the organism in Eukaryota, Metazoa, Chordata, Mammalia, Rodentia, Cricetidae. Gene Ontology annotation, cellular component: RNA polymerase I transcription regulator complex. Gene Ontology annotation, biological process: transcription by RNA polymerase I. The record is from RefSeq and is a predicted model, not a curated record.